Molecule: messenger RNA, 510 nt
Organism: Suillus plorans
Lineage: Eukaryota; Fungi; Basidiomycota; Agaricomycetes; Boletales; Suillaceae
Exons: 6
Coding region: 1-510 (169 amino acids)
Source: RefSeq, a predicted model, not a curated record
AUGGUUAUCAAGAUCGUCCGAUGGUGUGUCUUGACGUUCACUCUCAUCUUCGCAAUCGUGGUGCUCGGUAUAAGUGCACACCUCAUCGCCAUCCGACCUACACACUAUUGGCAUUUUGCUGCCCUUGCAGUCGCAGUAUCUUCCCUGACAAUUCUGACAUUCCCUGUUAUUCUCCUGGUCGAUACCUUCCUAGGUAGCGCUUCGACAGAACGGAUCUUUGGCGAGGCUCUUUGGCUAAGUAUCAUGUGGAUUUUGUGGCUCGCAACUGGAGCUAACGCCACUCAUGCGGCUCGCGUACACUUCUUCGCAGGUGGUUGUAGUUUCUUCUCUGGCUUUUCCAAUAAGAUUUGCAAUGAGUUCAGGGUCGUGGAAGCUUUCGCUUAUAUCAACUUCAUCAUUCUGCUUUGCUAUACAAUCGGGUUAUUCGCGUAUGAGUUUACGCGCGACCAGUCUCCGGUUGCUACUCAAACCACUCAGAAACAAGCUCCUGCCAACACGACAGGUCAGUAG